This is a messenger RNA of Blastocystis hominis, 498 nucleotides long. RefSeq lists its product as hypothetical. The record is from RefSeq and is a predicted model, not a curated record. Lineage: Eukaryota; Bigyra; Opalinata; Blastocystidae. Gene Ontology annotation, molecular function: nucleic acid binding. Bases 1 to 498 code for a protein of 165 amino acids. The transcript has a single exon.
AUGGGCGAAGUCCAAAAGCACGAUUUCAAAAGAGAAAAAGACCCAAGUGAAGACGAGCAGGCAGCCAAGCUAUUGGAACGAAUCCGCGAAAUCGAAAAAGCCCACGAGGCAAGUGCAGAUCAAGAGAAAGUGGUCGAAGUGUCUUUUCCCGAGUUUAAGGUAAAUCAUUGCUCGUGCCCAGAGUGCAGUCCGCGCUUUCUUGAGGACGGCUCUUUGUAUUGCGAUUUGUGCAAAAUCCCUCUGCUUCAAGAAGACUGGUGCCAUCAUGAAAGGUCAAUCAGCCACCAACUUAGACGAAAGCAAGAAGACCAUCUUUAUAUCAACAGCUUCAUCCACCCAGACUCCACAGCAGCCAAGUGGAUGAUGUCGAUGGGCUGGAAGGAGGGCGAAGGACUGGGCGAGAAUGGGAAAGGGCGAUUGGAGCCGAUCCCCACACGAUUGAAGAACAAUCGUCUCGGUAUUGGCGCGGAGGACGAUAUGUAUGUGUGUUUGGGAUGA